This is a messenger RNA of Scomber japonicus (chub mackerel), 4587 nucleotides long. RefSeq names its product capping protein, Arp2/3 and myosin-I linker protein 3-like. Bases 1 to 4587 code for a protein of 1528 amino acids. The record is from RefSeq and is a predicted model, not a curated record. Gene Ontology annotation, molecular function: protein binding. Gene Ontology annotation, cellular component: lamellipodium; plasma membrane. Gene Ontology annotation, biological process: cell migration; regulation of Arp2/3 complex-mediated actin nucleation. Lineage: Eukaryota; Metazoa; Chordata; Actinopteri; Scombriformes; Scombridae. The transcript has 40 exons.
AUGGCUACUAAGGAGAUCACUGCAUAUGGUUUCGUGAGUGUGAGCAAGGAUAUCACAGACAGCAUCAGAAAGAUUAUAGAUAAAACAUCUAUCAAGUUUGUUCGUGGUAUUAAGCUUGACACCAAAAAUGGCAAAACAGAGGACAGAGUACUGGUUCUCACAACAUGGCGCCUUUAUUUCCUGCCACCAAAGGUUCCCGCUAAGGUUGAAACUACAUUCAACUUCUUGGAGAUUCGAGCUUUGAAUUCUCACCCUGAACACCAGGUUAUUAUCGACACUGACAAGUCCAGCUUCACCCUGAGGUUUGAGGCGCGGGAACACCUCAAUCAUGUGGUCAGCCAUAUUAAUUUCGCACUGUCUCGAAUAUUCAACAACUCCAUUUUUGCCCCCUCCAUCUGUCAUUCAGACAGCGACCUUUCUGAGGGCAGCAGGAAGUAUUCACCCAGCUCAGAGACUUCAGUGGAAACCCAGAGGGCCUGUGGAGGCUUCUCCGAGACCUACGCCGCUCUGUGCGACUAUAAUGGCAUCAGCUGCAAGGAGGAAGUGCAGUGGGAUGUGGACACCAUCUAUCACUCACAGGACAACCGAGAGUUUAACCUGCUGGACUUCAGCCACCUUGAGAGCAGGGAUUUAGCGGUGAUUGUCGCAUCAAUGGCAUACAACACGUGGUUCACUAAACUGUACUGCAAAGACUUACGCAUAGGGUCAGAGGUCACGGAGCAGGUCCUGCAUACAGUCAGCAAAUCCUCCAGCCUUGAGGAGAUCACUCUGGAGAAUGCUGGGCUAAAAUCAGACUUCCCGCAGAAGAUGUCAGCUGCUCUUUCAGAGAAUCCUGCUUCUGUCAUCCACUCACUCAACUUGGCCCACAACUCACUGGACAACCAAGGUGUGUCAAACUUAAUCCAGCAGGUGUGUCGCCUUAGCAAGGGACUUCGCCUCCUCAACCUCUCCAAGACCUCACUCACCUCCAAAGGGGUAGUGUCUCUAUCUCAGGCUCUGUGCUCCAGUGAUGAGUACUCCAACUCCCUCCUGCACCUGGACCUGAGCAAGAACCCAGGCGUCCUCUCAGGGGAAGAUGCCUCGAACUUGUAUCUCUUCUUGUCUCAGCCCAACUGCCUGGUUCACUUAGAUCUAUCAGGCACUGAUUGCUCUGUGGACUCACUAUUUGGGGCUCUUCUGAGGGGGUGUUGCGCUGAUCUCUCUUUUCUGAAUCUUUCCAAAAACUCCUUCUCCCACAGAAAAGUGAAGGACACGCUGCCGUUGUUCCGUCAGUUCUUCAGCUCGGCCUUCAGCCUCACUCAUGUCAGCAUGGCCUCUAUGAAGCUGCCCCCUGAUGUUCUCAGGGCUGUCCUAACAGGGUUAACCUCCAAUCCUCAUAUCAAUGACCUUCAUCUGGACAUCAGUGGCUGUGAGCUAAGGUCUGCAGGGGCUGCUGUAAUCCAGGAACUCUUCCCCAGAGUCUCCUCUAUUGGCACUCUAGAUAUCUCGGACAAUGGUCUCGAUGCAGACUUACUCACAGUCCUGCCAGCUCUCUCCCGACACCCCUCCCUCAAACACCUUCAUCUCGGCAAGAACUUCAACAUCAAAAACAGGGUUCUGGAUGAAGUCCUGCAGAAGCUGGUUCAGCUCAUACAGGAGGAGGAAUGUGCCCUGCAGACUCUGUCCCUGUCUGACUCACGCCUGCGCUCUCGAGGCACCGUGCUGGUCAACGCUUUGGGCAGCAACACCUGCCUGCGAAAAGUGGAUCUGAGCGGGAACAACAUGGACGACAUCGGAGCCAAGAUGCUGAGCAAAGCCCUGCAGAUCAACACCACGCUAAGGAGUGUGACAUGGGAUCGCAACAAUACCUCCGCUGCAGGAUUUCUCGAUGUGGCCCGAGCACUUGAACAUAAUUUCACCUUGCAGUACAUGCCUCUACCCCUAAGUGACAUCAGCCAGGCGCACCGAAGCGCCCCAGAGAGGACAGAGCAGGCACUGACCAAGAUCCAGCGUUCUCUGGUGAGGAACAAUCAGACCCAGCGCUUCUCUCAGAGGCAGGCACUGAGGCUGCAUCAAGGCCUGGUCACGAGCACUGCUGAACAGGUGAUGGAGCGCCUCUGCGUGCGUGUCCAGCAGCAGGUGUGUAUUCUACGAGGUGUCGGAGAGAUGGAGGAGAUCCAAGCCGCUAAGCAAGUGCUAAAAGAGGCCAGGAACUCCCGCGCUCUCUACCCUUCACUGUGCGAGUUGGCACAUGUGCUGUCUGUGGACGGGCCAGUGAGGCAGAGGCUGGAUUCGCUUGCUGGUGAACUCGCCAAAGCUGCAGACAAGGAGCUUCAGGUGAUCGUCGACUCAAUGGUGUCUCUCUGUCGUGAGCUAUGUCCUUUAUCUUCGUCUGCGGCAGAGCGACUGAGUCCAACACUUUCGUCUGUCUCGGAGCGUGUGUCCAUCCCUCGCUCUGCCAUUCGCACUGCCCUGAUGGAAAGAGCAGCUCAGGACAUUCACCGAGCCUUAGAAGAAGUGAAGCUGUCAGUGGUUUCUUAUCUCACCAACUCCAUCGUGGACCAAAUCCUGCAGGAACUUUACGCCACCCAUAAGACCCUUACCCGACAGGUGUCUCAUCUAAAACACUGGGAGGGAUCAGGUGAGGACGGAACAGGCUGGAGGUUUAACAGACACAGAGACUCUCUGGACAUUACAGAUGAGGAGCUCAGCACCAGCAUAGACACAAUAGCCAUUAAGAAGCACAGCUCAAGAACAAGACGAAUACGACCUGUCUCCACCAGACUGAGCCUGUGUGAUGACUCUAGCUCCUCUCCGCCCCCCUCUGUGCCAUCGUACUCCUCACCACUAUCCCGCUCUGCAUCCUGGGAGGGCCUGUCAGAGCUGCCUACGCAGGGUUUGCCUCUCCAUCAUGUGACAAGAGUUCGGCCGAGGCCUCCACGGAGGCACAAAGGAGGGCAUAUCCCUGCUGAGACACAUUGCAGUGAAAAUGGAGGAAUAAGCCCUCUUGAUGAUGGACUCCCAGAUUUCUAUACUAAAAGAGUCCUUCCUGAUAGUCAGCUCUCCUCUCUGCACAAAGCGCAUUCACUGAGGAGGAAGAAGAGGAGAAACAUGCUUGCCAUCUUCGGUUUCCGUAAAAAACGCAACCAAACUCUGUCCAAUCAGGCAACAGAGUCUGAAGCAGAGGUUUAUGGAGAUGGAUGUCACACUGUUGCCACAGCACCAACAGGGACAGCCACGGAGAAUGUAUACACCCUCCUUCAGCCCCCAAGGUCUGCUGCCAGAGCUGGAUCUCCCGGCGAGGGGGCUGAGGGGAAGAACACUCUUGUUUUAAGUCCGCCGCCAGUGCCAGGCAUUCCUCAUCCAGGCAUGGGAGGAAUCAAACAUCCUUUUUACUCCCCCAGAGAGAAAUCUGAAGCAGAUGCUUUACUUGAACAGUCGGAAGAGGUAAACAGGUACUGGGCAGACGACAAACAGAGGACAACAGAUGUGCUGCAGGAAGACAAGCCGUGGCUGGAAGGGAGGCAGUGUGAUCAACAUGUAGAGAGGCAGCGGUUAGAUGACAGGCUACAAGAAAGAACUUUUGGUGAGACGAGAACAACCGACAGGCACCGGACCGAGAGCAGACAUCCAGAUAGACACAUGGACAAACAGUGGACUGUUGACCGACAUACCCAGCGGCAGAUUGACAGAAAGAUAGAAAGACAGUGGAUGGGUGGCAGACAGAUAGACAGGUCGUGGUCGGAGAACAGGCCGACGGACAGACAGACGGAUCAGUGGACUGAGAGCAGACAUUCAAGCAGAAAGUCAGAUAGACAAGUCCAGGCGCUCCAUUUGGCUCAAAGGCCGUUGCCUCCGUACCCAUCAGACAGGACGCCUUCACCAAAACAGGAAACAGAUCCUCUGAAAAGCAUGGAGGCAGCAUCUGCAGACUGGCAUCAGAGUCAGCAGGACUCACCGGGAGAGAGACAGGCAUGUCUGGAUGCUGGAGGAGUCCUCACGGAAGGAUGGAAGGGCGGCGCAGGAGGAGGUGCCUCUGCUGGACGAGCUGCUCCCUGUGCAUCUAAACCUGAUCCCCCUCCGCAAAGCAGUAAACCCAACCUUUCCAAACUGAGGCAGAAACACUGGCUGGAGAACUCCGAAGUUCUACCGGGUACAGAGGAGGAAAGAGACACAGAGAGGGAUCCUGGAAAAAUGGAAAAGAGAGAGAGAGAGAAAAGAAGAGAUUCGGAGGGUCACCCUCCUCCGAUUCCUGAGAAGCCAAAGACAUCCUCGUAUGUGGCUUUUUCAAAAGAAUCAGCUAAUGAGAGGAACUUGCCUCCUCCACCUGUGCCGCCUCCUGUCAGCAGGCCUGUGCACGGACUGCCAGACAGAGCUGCAAGUCAAGGUGAUGAAGGAUUGAGACCUCAGGCGCCUGUGAAACCACAGAGGAACAGAAAGGCAAUGUCUUGUGACACAGGCACUGACAGGGAAAGCCCUAAUAACGUUGAGAAGCCCCCAAAUCGCAAACCCCCUGUGAAAAAACCUAGACUACCCCAAAACAGAAAUAAGUCACUGGACUUGUCUGACAGCAUCAACUCAGCGUCUGGCCACAGCGAGCUGUUGUGA